GUCCGCGUUCACUCGUGGUGUUGUUAUGUGAGUUAGUAUAAAAGACGAGAGCGUUAACCAAGAGCGCAUUAUGAGGCUGAAGUCGCAGUAAGUAACAGCUGACAUAUACGACAUGUUCCACAACUGGGACUUCGAUGACGCUGCCAUGUGUAGAGUCCGCCACUUCUUCACUUCUUCUACAGCCCUGGCCUCUGGUAUUCUUUUCCUCGCUCUCUCCGUCGUCAGAUUCCAAAAAGUAUGCCGAUCGUUUGGCAGGCAAGUGAGCGUGCGCCAAGCUAAGGCUGUGUGCGUCAUCAUCAGCGCCUUCUCGUCGAUCGUCAGUGUCCCCUACGCCAUUCUGUACGGGACGGAAACGAUACCCAGUCCUCGAGCAGACAUCUUCGGUUCCGAGUGCGGAAUUGACGACAGGUUCACCCAAACAGUGUGGCCUGCGGCGUACUAUUCUUGUAUCCUCUUGCUUUUCCUGUCGUGCUGCAUCCCUCUAGUGGUUCUGUACACUCUGAUCGGCAUUGUGGUUUGGCGACACAGUAAGCUCUAUGGGGUUUCCGCUUUGCCUUCUGCGCAAGUGAAGGCCACUUCCGGGGGGAAUUCCCCCUCGAUCACUUCCGGAGCAGUGUCGCUGCCUAGCAACGAUAGUUCGUCAAGAGGGGCUGCUGGUGCGUCCGGAGAGGAUUCAGUUGAGAUGACGGAUUUAGAGAAUGCUGAGACUGGUAAUGUGAGACAGGAGGUAUGCCGGGAAUCUCCGGAUAAUACAAGGAAAGAGGAGAGUGAUGUUAGCAGCGGGGGCAGAGGUAUGCCGAAAACAACAGAAAUGGGAAAGAUUAUGUUUUCAAGUGAACGUGACGGAUCAGGUCAGCUCGGUCAAGGGAAACGUCGUCGUCACGAUGGUGCUGUAGAGAGCGUGAGUGACCGUGAAGCCACUGACUCGUGUUCCUGUCAGCAGAACAAAGCUAAACAGGUCUCAGUGCCAACUGUUGAGAAAGUAUUAUCAUGUAACCAAACACCCUCAGGAGAAAUCUACAUUCCAGGUCCCAGUUCGACUACACUCACGAAGAAGGAGAAAAAACAAAGCUGUGACGUCUCUGGUGACCCAAACAACAAACAGAACUACGCCAAAAACGACCCGAGAGGUCAAACAGUUGAAAUAUCUACCACGACAAGUCCUUCCAAGAAAAGAAGACAAGGAGGAGUGAUCCAAAUUCUGUCUCGGCGUGACAGCCAAAAGAAGUCCCCAAAGCUUUCUACUACUAGUACUACUUCUACCCUUGGUCAAGCCACGAGAAGGCCGGGCUUGGGAAAGACUACCAUGAUGCUCAUAAUCGUCAGCUUCAUCUACAUUAUUGGCUUUCUUCCUCAUCUUUGCGUCGUUUUUUUUCGAUUUGCCUCCCCGGAAAAGUUUGCGGCCAUGGGUACCAUUGAACAGAUCUUCUAUAACCUCGCUCUGAGGUUCUUCUUCUUGAACAGCGCAGCCAACCCGGUCAUUUACAGUCUGUGUGACCGAAACUUCCGGCUUGAUUGUCUGCAAGUUUUUCAGUGCAAAAGAAAGAUGAGGUAAAGCACCGAGAGUUAGAUUAGAAAAACGACAGCUUUCAUUGAGUUUCUCUUUGUCUGGGUGGUACAUCGACAAGAUGUGUAAUACUGCAUGCUUUUUUUAAUAAAAAUUGUUUUUCUUUUCUUGUUUUUGGUUUGCGGGUUGUUGUUUUUUUUUUGGGUAUAUUAUGGAUUUAGUGCCUAACAUUGGUAAUAUAUGAAUAUAAUAUUAUAAUGUGUUAUAGCUUGUUCACCUUCGUCUUUCUACAUUAUUAAACACAUCUAGCUCAUUUGUUAAUUUAA
Aplysia californica (California sea hare) is the source of this 1833-nucleotide messenger RNA. RefSeq names its product muscarinic acetylcholine receptor gar-3. NCBI's taxonomy places the organism in Eukaryota, Metazoa, Mollusca, Gastropoda, Aplysiida, Aplysiidae. Gene Ontology annotation, molecular function: neuropeptide receptor activity. The record is from RefSeq and is a predicted model, not a curated record. Gene Ontology annotation, cellular component: membrane. Gene Ontology annotation, biological process: neuropeptide signaling pathway.